UAUUCAUGGCUUCUCACUUCACUUCAUCUUUCAAUGUUUGGUUUCUCUUGUUUGCUAUUGCCUUAGGGGUAAAAUUGUCCGAGUGUACAAAUAUUACCAUUAUAAACUACUGCGUAGAGACAGUAUGGCCUGGAAUUACACCCAAGAACAAUUUCAGUGGAGAUGGUUAUGAGCUGAAACAAGGCCAGUCUGCCGUCUUUACCGCCCCGGCCGGGUGGAGCGGCCGUAUAUGGGGUCGAACCGGGUGUGACUUUGACAAGAAUGACAAUGGCACGUGCCAGACCGGUAGGUGUGGGACCGGCUUAAAAUGUCGUGAACCGGGUCAGCCUCCAGCUUCAAUUGCCGAAUUUACCCUUGGAGAUACUGAUUUCUACGAUGUUAGCCUUGUGGAUGGGUUCAACUUGCCUAUAGUUGUGAAACCUGUAAAUGGCAAAGGAAACUGCAGUUCUGUUGGAUGUGACAGUGAUCUCAGACCAAAUUGCCCUUCUGAGCUAGCUCUCAAGUCGGACGGCAAGACAAUCGCCUGCCGGAGUGCAUGUAACGUCUUUGACACCGAUGAAUAUUGCUGCAGAGGUACAUUUAGUAGUCCAGUUUCAUGUUUGCCUACAAACUAUUCAAGGAUUUUCAAGACAGCAUGCCCUGUGGCUUAUAGCUUUGCCUUUGAUGACCCAACUAGUAUCAUCACUUGCUCUUCUACGGACUAUGUUGUGUCAUUUUGUUCUUCAAGGAACCAGAACCAGACACAGUGCACAAAUCAUGGCAAGAAUGUGACUUGUAAUGGAGCAUAUGGAUUGAAGUCACUCUUUAAAACAAGACAUUUACUGAUGGUUGGAUUGACAACAGUGAUAAGUCUUGGAGGAUUGAUGUUUUGACAGAAAUAGUACAGAUUCUUAUCUUUUUGAGCACCUUCGCAACUACAUUUACUUUUCUCAUUCAUAUAGGAUUUUGAUUGCAUUUCCUUGUCUUUUGAAAUUUUAAUCACUAGUGUGAAAACAUCAAAA
Messenger RNA from Solanum verrucosum, 1001 nucleotides. Its product is annotated as pathogenesis-related thaumatin-like protein 3.5. The record is from RefSeq and is a predicted model, not a curated record. Bases 6 to 872 code for a protein of 288 amino acids. The transcript is spliced from 3 exons. Gene Ontology annotation, cellular component: extracellular region. NCBI's taxonomy places the organism in Eukaryota, Viridiplantae, Streptophyta, Magnoliopsida, Solanales, Solanaceae. Gene Ontology annotation, biological process: defense response.